Messenger RNA from Amoebophrya sp. A120, 2064 nucleotides. NCBI's taxonomy places the organism in Eukaryota, Dinophyceae, Syndiniales, Amoebophryaceae. The record is from the annotation of a GenBank genome assembly.
AAAAAGAUCAAUUAGCACGUCUGGAUCAGCAUCAGCUGCAAACUGUUCCCCACAUGAUCACUGCGAAGAGAAAACCACGAGGACGAAGUUACCGCAGAUCUUGUUCUUGAUCUAUGCGCAGAGUACUUCCGCAAAGUUGUCCAGAGGCUGUUGCAAUUAGCACUUGUGCUUGCACACGGAUCCGAAGAAGUGUAAUAUUUUGAAGAUACAACGAUGAAUCUAGCCGAUAUUCAUGACCACUAGAGUGGCACGACGACGACAAACACCCUUCUGGCGCUGCUCCGUAGUUUGUUUCCUGGCAAGGACGUCUAGAAACACCUCUACCACUCUUCUAUGAUUGCUGUAUCUGCAUUUUCAUCAAACCGACAGGACUUUUUCACCUUAGAAAGAAACAGAAAGAGCUUCAUGUUUUAUUGAGUAGUCAACUGUCAACGUCGUUCUCGCUAGUCCUUAGUCUUCCACUACGUAUCAAACAAGCACAAGCAGAUUUUCGAACCCGUUCUUCUUGUCUUUGUCGACCCCAGAACCUCCUGCUAGAGAUUCAAUGGCCUCCUGCUGGUCUUCUUCAUGACAAGUACUUCUCACAGCGACCCAAGAACAAUGAUAGAUUCCGCGGCCUCCUCCUCCAGCACCACCGACCGGUGGAUGCGAGUGGCGUGCGAGCAGGCGCGGUUGGGAAAGCAGUCCGGCGAGGUUCCCGUCGGGUGUGUUUUCGUGCACGAGGAGGAGCCGGAGAAGCCGCUGGCCAAGGCCUUCAACCACACCAAUCGCGACCACAACGGAACGCGGCACUGCGAGCUGGUCUGCAUGGACGCCAUGAUUGCGGACUUGCCGGAGGUAUCAAAUGUAAAAAUGUCUGGGUCUGGAAGAAAGCAUGUUUGGCAUGCUUGUCUGGCAUAACUCUGAAAUCUGUCAUGCACGUUACCCAAGAGCUCCGCUUUUCUGUGAUGCAGAAACGCAGUUUGUCAUGCAGAAUAGGCAACACCUAGAAGCUCAGAAACUUGUCAUGCUGAGCCAGCAUUUGUGGCCUCAUCAUGAGACGCCACCCAGCAUCACAGGUUUCCAGACCCAGACGUUUUCACAUUUGAUAGGAAGAAACCUCGUUCCGGGAUGUGAUGCAGAAAACCACCCUGUACGUAACCGUGGAGCCUUGCAUUAUGUGCGCGGGCGCAUUGGUGCUCGCGGGCGUCAAGAAAGUGGUCUUCGGCUGCUUCAAUCCCCGGUUUGGCGGCUGCGGUGGCGUCGUCACCGUCGAGCCACCUCCGACAGGAGAUUCAGCAACGAGGAUGGAGGAGGGUGAGCGAACAGCUGCUGGUGCUGGCUUUGCUGACACGAGCACGACGAGGGCAAGUGGCACCACAUUAAAUCCUGCGGUCGUGGUGGUGCAGGAAGCCGAAGCUGCUGGUGCUCAAGCUCAGGAGACGUUGACGAUGCCCGUAGUUUCCAGUUCCACAAGAAGUACUACUCACGGCGACAAGGAUCAUAGCACGAACACCGGACCCCCAUGUCCCCGCGUAGAUCGAACCCUCCAGCGUCUUGAAGCUGUGCAAGCGAAACAAUUUGAAGAGGAAGCGAUCGAACUCCUGCGAUCCUUCUACGAACGCGGGAACCCAAAUGCACCCGAAGCGAAACGACAAAGAAAAAUUGUGGAGGAUGUAGCUGAUGCUUAAAUACCUAAAAAAGCGACUGUGCCCGUAUAACUUGAACUUCAACCUACCUCUACUGAAGAUGAGCCCGCCCACCUGAAGAGUGAAGAAGCACGUGUUUCAGCAUCAUAUAUCAUUUCUGUUGUCACAGUGCAUGUAUGUAGGCUUGCGUACAGCAACAACCUAGGCAGAAGUGGAUCUGCUGUUGGACUCCUGUUGUGCGUAUUGAUUGUCCAGCCGAACCGCAACCGCAAGAAACAAAAAGGAAAACUGAUACUUAAGCGACAUCAGAACACUCAGUGGAGGUUCAUCGUGAUGGAGAUUGUUGUGAAGAAAAGAAUGUAAUAAAGCACACAGCGCGACAUAUAUCAUUCGUAAUGAAAUGAAGAUGGGCUCCUGCUCAUCUGAUGAAACGUGC